AUCCGAGAGAGCAAGAUGGGUCACCAGCAGCUGUACUGGAGCCAUCCGAGGAAAUUUGGCCAGGGUUCUCGUUCUUGCCGCGUCUGCUCAAACCGGCACGGUCUGACCCGGAAAUACGGCCUCAAUAUGUGCCGCCCGUGUUUCCGUCAGUACGCGAAGGAUAUAGGCUUCAUUAAGUUGGAUUAAGUGAACUUCCUUGAAUUGGUCAUCCAAGAUAACCUACGUUAACUGCAGAUAAUCAGGAUACCUACUUUAA
Messenger RNA from Zalophus californianus (California sea lion), 256 nucleotides. RefSeq names its product 40S ribosomal protein S29-like. Gene Ontology annotation, molecular function: structural constituent of ribosome; zinc ion binding. The record is from RefSeq and is a predicted model, not a curated record. The transcript has a single exon. Gene Ontology annotation, biological process: translation. The coding region runs from base 16 to 186 and encodes 56 amino acids. Gene Ontology annotation, cellular component: ribosome; cytosolic small ribosomal subunit. NCBI's taxonomy places the organism in Eukaryota, Metazoa, Chordata, Mammalia, Carnivora, Otariidae.